Messenger RNA from Suricata suricatta (meerkat), 1298 nucleotides. RefSeq names its product calreticulin 3 (gene CALR3). Bases 39 to 1247 code for a protein of 402 amino acids. The transcript has 9 exons. The record is from RefSeq and is a predicted model, not a curated record. NCBI's taxonomy places the organism in Eukaryota, Metazoa, Chordata, Mammalia, Carnivora, Herpestidae. Gene Ontology annotation, biological process: protein folding. Gene Ontology annotation, molecular function: calcium ion binding. Gene Ontology annotation, cellular component: endoplasmic reticulum; endoplasmic reticulum membrane.
CGGCAGCAGGCUAGCCACCCCGCCAACCUCUUCCCACGAUGUCCAUCCGCAGAGGCAGCCGCCGCGCUCCCGCCUUGACACCCUGGCGGGAUGGGACCGUUGCCCCCGGCAACUGCGCCAGGGAGGUAGAGACUACAUAUCCCGGCGCGCGCAGCACUCCGAGGACCAAUAGGGCCUCAGGUCAUAAUCGCGAACGCUGGAGGAACCGCUGGGUCCAGUCCACCAAUGACUCCCAAUUUGGGCAUUUUAGACUCUCGUCGGGGAAAUUUUAUGGUCAUAAAGAAAAGGACAAAGGUCUGCAGACCACGCAAAAUAGCCGGUUCUAUGCCAUCUCUGCACGUUUCAAACCGUUUAGCAAUAAAGGGAAGACCCUGGUCAUUCAGUACACGGUGAAGCACGAGCAGAAGAUGGACUGUGGAGGGGGCUACGUUAAGGUCUUCCCGGCAGACGUGGAUCAGAAGAAUCUGAAUGGAAAAUCUCCGUACUAUAUUAUGUUUGGACCCGAUAUUUGUGGAUUUGAUAUCAGGAAAGUUCACGUGAUUUUACACUUCAAGAAUCAGUAUCACUCAAACAAGAAAUCAAUCAGGUGUAAGGUCGAUGGAUUUACCCACCUGUAUGCUCUGGUCUUAAGACCAGACCUCACUUACGAAGUGAAAAUCGAUGGUCUAUCAAUCGAAUCCGGCGACAUCGAGUAUGACUGGAACUUGACGUCACUUAAGAAGAUGGAGAAGUCUUCUGCAGAGGACCAGGCGAAAGAUGACAAAUCCCAGGACUGGGAGAAGCAUUUUCUGGACGCCAGGGCCAGUAAGCCAAGCGACUGGAACAGCGAACUGGAUGGGGACUGGCAGGCGCCGAUGCUGCAGAAGCCUCCGUACAAGGACGGCCUGAAACCAGAGGGUAUAGACCAAGAUGUUUGGCUCCAUCAGAAACUGAAAAACACCAACUAUCUGACGGAGUACGACCUCUCAGAAUUUGAGAACAUUGGCGCCAUUGGACUGGAGCUUUGGCAGGUGAGAUCAGGCACCAUCUUCGAUAACUUCCUGAUCACAGACGAUGAAGAGUAUGCUGACAAUUUUGGCAAAGCCACUUGGGGGGAAACUAAGGGCCCAGAAAGGGAGAUGGAUUACAUACAGGCCAAGGAGGAAGUGAAGAAAGCCCGUGAGGAAGAGGAGGAGGAGCUGCUGAUGGGCAAGUUUGGUGGGCAAGAAAACAAUUUCCAGAGAUUUCACAGGAGGGACGAAUUUUAGUCAUUCCCACCCCAGAUAAAGAUGAUUGGUAAAACCUUGUUUCUACUUUAA